AUGGAUGCCUUUGAGGGGAUACAUAGUGUACAACUUUCCUCCUCCCCGGCCGAGGCCCCGGCAUCUGACCCUGGGUACGAGGUCCUGGUGGCAGGCAGCUCUGGCAUAGCAGUGUACUCUUCCCCUGUCUUCUAUGGGAAAGUGGAUGUUUCCAAUGGAAAAGUGGCCAAGUGCAGAUCCACAAUCAAAGGCUCUGAGGAGAGAUGUCCCGUUGGAAGGCUGAUAGAUCUGGAUCCAGAUCCGCGGCCCGGUAUGGUGGGUGGAGGGGGGCAGGAGGAGACCAUGCCCACGGAGGAGGGAGCAGAACGGGGUGGGGAGCGGUACAAUGUGUCCCGGCUGCGGAGCUCUUCUCUGGAGAUCAGAGAGAAAGGCGCAGAGUUCCUCCGAGAACAACUAGAUGCGGCUCAAAAGGAGCUGAAGCUGAAAGGAGAGGAGUGUGAGAGGUUGUCUCAUGUCAGGGACCAGCUGGAGCAGGAACUGGAGGAGCUGACGGCCAGUCUGUUUGAGGAAGCCCAUAAGAUGGUGCGUGAAGCUAAUGUCAAACAGGCAGCAGCAGAGAAACAACUGAAAGAGGCCCAGGGCAAGAUUGAUGUUUUGCAGGCUGAGGUCUCUGCUCUGAAAACUCUGGUGUUGACCUCCACCCCCUCCUCUCCAAAUCGGCAGCUCCAUCCUCAGCUCCAGUCCUCUGGUUCCAAAGGGGGAACUCUGGGUCGGUCUGGGAUCCACAGCCGAAACAAGAGCACUGGUAACCUGCUGGGCAUGAACCUCCACACCGAACCCUCGGCACCUCCUCCAUCACAGCCAGUCAACAGAGAGGACAGGGAGCUGGACUCAGUGCUGUUUGCUGAGUUCCUGGCGUGGAAAGAGUCUCCCACUCUGGAACGUUCCUCUGCUUUCAUUAACCGCGUCUAUAGAGAAGACAUCAUGCCCUGUCUGUCCUUCACACGCUCCGAGUUGUCUCAGUCAGUUCAGUGUGCUGUGGAGAAUAACUCUCUAACUAUCGAACCGGUUGCCAUGACGGCAUUACCUAUGGUCAAGGCCUCAGCCAUAGAAUGCGGUGGGCCAAAUGGCUUCAGAGCUGCAAUAGAAACGAAGUGUGCGCUGAGCGGUAUGUCCCGCCCUUGCCGCCAUCGCAUUAAACUAGGGGAUAAAGAGAGCUACUACUACAUCUCUCCAUCCAGCAGAGCACGGAUCACGGCUGUUUGUAAUUUCUUCACCUACAUCAGGUACAUACAGCAGGGCCUGGUUAGACAGGACGUGGAGCAAAUGUUUUGGGAGGUGAUGCGUUUGCGGAGGGAGAUGACGGUGGCCAAGCUUGGUUUCUUCCUGACUGAUGACAGCUAA
Chanos chanos (milkfish) is the source of this 1344-nucleotide messenger RNA. RefSeq names its product RAB3A interacting protein (rabin3)-like 1 (gene rab3il1). Gene Ontology annotation, cellular component: Golgi to plasma membrane transport vesicle. Gene Ontology annotation, biological process: exocytosis. Gene Ontology annotation, molecular function: guanyl-nucleotide exchange factor activity. The record is from RefSeq and is a predicted model, not a curated record. The coding region runs from base 1 to 1344 and encodes 447 amino acids. The transcript is spliced from 11 exons. Lineage: Eukaryota; Metazoa; Chordata; Actinopteri; Gonorynchiformes; Chanidae.